Esox lucius (northern pike) is the source of this 2409-nucleotide messenger RNA. Its product is annotated as E3 ubiquitin-protein ligase RNF126. Bases 35 to 976 code for a protein of 313 amino acids. Gene Ontology annotation, molecular function: ubiquitin protein ligase activity. NCBI's taxonomy places the organism in Eukaryota, Metazoa, Chordata, Actinopteri, Esociformes, Esocidae. Gene Ontology annotation, biological process: protein ubiquitination. The transcript has 9 exons. The record is from RefSeq and is a predicted model, not a curated record. Gene Ontology annotation, cellular component: cytoplasm.
UCCCUCUGAAUCCUUUAACCCUGAUCCAAAAAAGAUGGCGGAAGCACCUCCAUGGCCCAGCCGGUUUUUCUGUCACAGAUGUUCUGAAGAGAUCAGCCCUCGCCCACCCGAUUACACAUGUCCUCGGUGUGAAUCUGGCUUCAUUGAGGAACUACUGGAGGAGAGAAGCAGUGAAAAUGGGUCCACAUCUACCAUCUCCAGUGGUGACCAGAACCAACAGCCUUUUGAGAAUGUGGACCCUUCACAGAUGUUUACAUUUCCCUCGGGUUAUGGGCAGUUUGCUCUGGGUGUCUUUGACGACACUUUUGAAUUUGGAGCGGGCCUGGGCGGAGGAGGGACAGAGGACAGCCGCGAUGCAGACAACCGGCGAGAACGGGAGAUGGCGUCACGGCAGCGAUACAGCGCCAGGCAACCUCGGGGCCGUCAUGGUGUCCGGAGGCAGGUUGGGAGACAAGAGGGAGUCCCCACUUUAGAAGGAAUCAUUCAGCAGCUAGUGAAUGGAAUAAUUGCUCCUACGGCAAUGCAAAAUAUUGGUGUGGGCCCCUGGGGUGUGCUUCACUCAAACCCUAUGGAUUACGCCUGGGGUGCCAAUGGACUUGAUGCAAUCAUUACACAGUUACUAAAUCAGUUUGAGAACACUGGCCCCCCUCCAGCUGACAGGGACAAAAUCAAGAGCCUCCCCACAGUCCUAAUCACACAGGAGCAUGUAGGCUCUGAUCUAGAAUGUCCGGUGUGUAAAGAAGACUACAGUAUUGGCGAAAACGUUAGGCAACUUCCAUGUAAUCAUUUGUUUCACAAUGAUUGCAUUGUACCCUGGCUCGAACAGCAUGACACUUGUCCAGUGUGCAGGAAAAGCUUGAGUGGACAGAACACAGCCAUGAAUCCUCCAGGGCUAUCAGGGAUCAACUUUGCCUCUUCCUCUACACCCCCAUCGUCCAGCUCAACCGGCAAUGAGAACGCAGCCAACAACUCCUAAUUAUAAAAACCAUUCCCCAUACCGCCCUGGGAGCUGCCCCGCCUUGGCCACUGCUCUGACUGUCUUACCCCAUAGAGUGGAGCUAAUAGCACCCACCCAGCCUCCUGCACUGGAGCACUGACUCUCACUGGACUGGAGCCAGCGGGGAUCCAGUGAAAUGAAAGUCUGUGUGUCUGCCCAACUCGAGGCUCUCUUCGAGCCUUCAGGAAUGCUCCUCCUCACUGGGUGGAAGGCUGGAUUCGCGCCCCCCCCCCCCUUCUUGGGAAGGAUAUGGAGGAUAGUAACUUUAGGAGGGUCCCUUUUCUGGAUAACCUCAUCAUACAACAGGACGACAGUUAGUCCUGCAUUCUGAUUCUUGUCUUAUCAGGAUUGAGAGAGUUCUUAUUUUACUUCCGGAGGUAUGAUUUGUAAUACUUUAGCUGCACAGUGAUUAAGACAAAGUGUGAGUGUACAUUAUAUUUUUUAUUUUUUUAAGUAGCAUCCAUAUCUGUAAACCUAAAGGCCCUUUAAAGAGAUUUUUAGGAUAGAAGGAAGGCUGAGUAUAGGACAUGUUCUUGGUUUGGGUUUGCAGGUGUUUCGGUGGGUUGGAAACAUCUAUCACAUUUGAAGUGUUUUGCUCAGAAAAACAACUGACCCUAAAACAAUGUGAUUUCACAUUGAAUUAACCCCAAAUUGGUUUCUUACUGACUGAAGUUGCACUGGUACCAUUGCUUUGACCUUUCAAUUAUAAAACAAACUACAUUAGGCUUUGUCUUUUAUUUUAGAAUUUAACUGAAUUAAGUCAAAGGUUACUGAAAUCCCUUUAGGUAUAGAAAGGAUCUACAUGGGGUGCAUAAAACAUUCUAAUUCAACUUUUCCUUAAUCAGUCACAUAUAAUCAAAAAGACUUAGUGCAUUUGGUUAUUGUUUUACUUAAAAGCUGAAAUCCAUGGAAGUGAAACCACCAGGACACUGUUAUUGUUAUAAAAGCAUUUCACAGAAUUGAUUGCUGGAAAGAUAAGAAGGGUAUACUAAAGAACCAGAUCAUUUGCCUAAAUUCUGACAACUUUUGAGAAGGAAAAGCUUUAUGACAAAUGACCAAAAACACAUCUAAGUGCAAUGAGUGGAAGGUGUAUUUUUUUUUUUUAUGAACCAGAAUAGUAGUGGUUAUUUAUGGUUGUUUAUUCAUGUUAGCUGACCAUCUCUGACUCUGUGGUAUACCCUCGACAUGAGUAUGUAGUAGGAGGCUCUAGGGUCCUGUGCUCAGUCGCAUGAAAUGGACGAUAACAGAUCUGGCACUGUUUUACCUUACGGAGAUAUCCACUUUAAAGUAUGUUAUGUAAGAUUCAUAAUGAAAUAUAGAUUUUAAUAUUCAUUUGCUGAUUAUGUAAAACCCUUUACAAAACACCAACUGAUGUGAAAAUAAAAAUGUUUGGAUGCUUCUUUUCAAAUGAA